AUGAAUAAAUUGAUCUUUAUAACUGUUCUUGCCACAAUCGCCUAUGGGGUCAUUGCUGCAGGUGAUGACGAUGCCCAUGCCGAGACUUUGAAAUUCGACAGCAACAUAGACCACGAGGGGAACUACAAAUAUUUCUACGAGACUUCCAAUGGCAUUAAAGGCGAAGAAGAAGGUACUGGAGGUCAUCAUGCUAGGGGCAGCUUCUCUUUCUACUCCCCUGAACACGAAGAAUUCCAAGUGCAAUAUGUUGCUGACGAGAAUGGUUUUCAGCCCAGUGCCAAACAUUUGCCCACACCCCCUCCAAUUCCAAUCGAGAUUGUCAAGUCAUUGGAAUAUCAACGUGACCACCACUAUCAGCCUGAAUACUAG
Messenger RNA from Stomoxys calcitrans (stable fly), 369 nucleotides. Its product is annotated as pupal cuticle protein Edg-78E-like. Gene Ontology annotation, molecular function: structural constituent of chitin-based larval cuticle. Gene Ontology annotation, cellular component: chitin-based extracellular matrix. Lineage: Eukaryota; Metazoa; Arthropoda; Insecta; Diptera; Muscidae. The transcript has 2 exons. Bases 1 to 369 code for a protein of 122 amino acids. The record is from RefSeq and is a predicted model, not a curated record.